This is a messenger RNA of Malaya genurostris, 2738 nucleotides long. It is a transcript of the gene fl(2)d, whose product is annotated as pre-mRNA-splicing regulator female-lethal(2)D. Gene Ontology annotation, biological process: regulation of alternative mRNA splicing, via spliceosome. The record is from RefSeq and is a predicted model, not a curated record. The transcript has 5 exons. The coding region runs from base 669 to 2141 and encodes 490 amino acids. Lineage: Eukaryota; Metazoa; Arthropoda; Insecta; Diptera; Culicidae. Gene Ontology annotation, cellular component: nucleus.
UUUGAACCAAAAUUCGACAAAUUAGUAAUGCCCAGUGAAGGCAGUUCAGUUCACAUUAAAAUGGGGGAUCCGUUCGAAGUGCUUGAUGGUUGGUUGGUGGUGCUCAAGUCAAAAACGUAUCCCGUCUACUCUGGCUAAGAGUGGCUUAGAAAAUGGUUGCCGUUUGUGAAUUGCUAGCGAAAGUUUUGGCAGCUAACAGUGCAAAAAUUAUACCAACAUAGGAAAUUUUCGGAUGUAAUCAAAUUUACGCUGUGAUGUGGCUUAAAUGGAAAUUUUUCGCAAGGCGUCACCAUUUUCAUGCGUAACUAGGGCAUGACAAAAGCAGAGAAAAAAGUGAUCACAGCGAAACCCGUGUAAUGCGAACGCCAACAUGCCAACGUGACUUGUUCGAUGUGCAAACCUGAUGUGAUUAUAAGUGAAAUGUUUAUCAGACUCGGACAACUUGCAGUGAACCAAUUCAAAAUGUGUAUUAUGUAUCACCAAAAUAAUUAAUUACGUACGAAUCCGCUCAAACGCAAUCAGCUAAGCAACACAUGUAGUGCCGUGCAUCGGAGAAAAAAAGUACAAGUGAAUAUAGUAGUGUCUCAUUUUAAAGUCAAAACAAAUCAUUGAGAAGCUGGAACAAUAGCAGCUUCACCGAAAGAGAAAAAAAUAGUUAACAGACGGCAAUGCAGAGUGCCGAAGACACUUCGAACCUUAUGGACACCGAUCGCAAUGCGUCGUUGUGUGCGUCAUCGCCGCCGCUAAACUGUGCCGCUCCGACGGCUCCAGCAGGAACAAUUGGAUCCGGUGCAAUAGCCGGUGCCGUACCAACCGGUCGUACCGUUGAAUCGUUGGAAUACCACUGCCGCAUGCUGGAAGAAGAACUUCAAACUAUAAAGGACUCGGAAGGUAAACUCAAACUACAGUAUGCCGAAUCUCAGCGCCGGGAACGGAUCCUGGCGAGGCGGCUUGCCGUCAAGGAGCAAGAAAUGCAAGACUUUGCCAGUCAAAUCGCCGAACUUAAAACCGCCCAAGCCCCCGGUCAAGCUGCCCUUCGGUCGGCCCUGCUGGAUCCGGCCGUUAACAUUCUUUUUCAGAAGCUCAAAUGUGAACUGCAACAGACGAAAGCCAAACUGGAGGAAACACAGAACGAACUGUCGGCCUGGAAGUUUACGCCCGAUUCAAACACGGGAAAACGGCUGAUGGCGAAAUGUCGGUUGCUGUAUCAGGAGAACGAGGAACUCGGCAAAAUGACCUCCAACGGAAGGCUGGCCAAGUUGGAGGGUGAACUGGCACUGCAGAAGAGCUACAACGAGGAGGUGAAAAAGUCACAACUGGAGCUGGACGAUUUUUUGCAAGAAAUGGACGAAGAUGUUGAAGGAAUGCAGAGCACCAUCGUGUUCCUCCAGCAGGAACUAAAGAGCACCAAGGAGGAAAAGGAGCUACUAGAGAAAGAGGUUGUGCAGUUGCGGACGUACGUCAACGGAGGUGGCAGUGUCGAGGAUGGUUCGUCCCAGAUGGAAAUGGAUGCGGAUCCGUCCGAUUCGGUUUAUCUAGUGAAUGGAAAUAAUAAGUUAAUGCAAAGUUCAAGUGAUCAAUCAGAAUCGUUGUUGGUGUAUCAGAAUCGGACGCACUGUGGUGGCAAUAAUAGUAACCCCGGGUUGUUACAGAACGGUGGUGAUGAGUUAGUUAAUGAGCAAGAUCAAACGAUCGGCAACGUCUCUGGUGGCAGCAACAAUAGUAGCAGUAGACUUAGCGGUAAUAGUAACACUAGUACUGGUAGUAAUAAUAAGAAAGUAAACAACAACAGGACUGCGAAAACGGUUGGUGGCAAGAAACGAAAUUACACUGACGAGCAAGACGACGAAGGAGCAGCGGGAAGUGAUGAUGAGGGAGACAGUGGUCACUACGACGAAGGUUCCAACAAUGGUAAGAUGUUGGCUCCCGACAGUCUUGAACUGCAACAACAGCAACAGCAGCAGCAUGAAGAGGAACAAAUCAUUGUGAGCAGUAAUAAACGCAUGACCCGGUCCGGUAAAGGUAAGGCCCCACCCAAAACGUUGAGCGUGAAAAAAUUGCGAAGGGCGUCAGUACUUUCGUCGGAACCAACCGAAGACGACGAUACGGCCGAGGGAUUUCCUGCGAACGGUUCAAACUAAACAUCCCACCUUGAAACCACCAGAUGAUGCCUACCAGGCGAUCGCAACGACGUGAGACUCCCAUUCUUACCGUGUACUGUGGCGUAUUGUUUUUUUUUAAACCAAGAAUGCCCUAGAAAAAAAAAACGCGCAGUCUAGGAUUAAGAGCCAGAAUGAAAGUCCAUCUAAAGUAAAAUAAAAUCACUCAAAAACACAUUGAAAUUAGAGCUCUAAGAUUAACUACAAUAAUAAUUAUUGUACAGUCGAACUAUCGCGAACAUUGAAACCUAGCACACGGGUGAACUGUUAUUUCGCCCCGCUACUUUCGCCAUCGGUUAGCGAGAGAAAUGUAGUAGAGUGAAAACGAAAAAUCUAAGAAGGAAAUAGUGACACAAAGCAAAACAAGUACCGCAAACAAUACAGUGGAUUAUUUUCGUUUGUCAAACAUUUUUAGAGAUAAGAAACUAUAAUUUUAAAAUUGUAAAUCAAGCAAAAAAAAGCAACAAAACUUCAUAAAAAGAAUGUGUAGUAAUUUAAAUUAUUUCGAAAAUAGAACUAAACUAUUCGUAAAUAUUGUUCAGUAUUUACCGAGAAUUUCCUUCGAAAAAGUCAAACUAC